AUGUCAUCUGAGGGUAUUAUCUAUGAUCCUCAGUUCAAGCCUGUUCAAGGAAUCUAUGAAAAUAGAUUAAGACAGUUUACUGAUACUGGUGGAGACUACCAUGACUUAAAUUUGCCCAAGUUUUAUGACAAAAAACGUAUUUCAUUAGAUCAUGACCAUGUGAAAGUUUGGUGGUACCAGGUCUCCUUUGAACGUGGUUCUUCUCCCGUUUCUCCCGAUAAGAGGCCAUCUUGGAAGUCUAUCAUUGAACGUGACCGGAAGGGUGAAUUGGAAUUUAGGGAGGCUAACAUAAACCAGCCUUUUGGGCCUAGUUGGUCUACCACUUGGUUCAAAGUAAAAAUUUCCCUGCCCGAAGACUGGAUCAAAUCUAAUGAGCAGUUACUUUUCCAAUGGGAUUGCUCUAAUGAAGGGAUUGUCAUAGACCCAAGAACUUUAAUUCCUGUGACUGCCUUCUCUGGCGGUGAAAGAACUGAAUAUCUUUUACCGAAAUCGGCGGAUGGGGAACAUUUCUUUUACAUUGAAGCCGGUAACAACGGUAUGUUUGGUUGCGGUGCAGGAUCCACCAUAAAUCCACCAGAUGAUAAUAGGUUCUUUCACUUGAGGAAGGCAGAUAUUGUUUGGCCCGAUUUGGACGCUCGCGGUCUGUAUAUCGAUUUCUGGAUGUUGAGUGACGCUGCAAGAGAGCUGCCUGGAGACUCUUGGCAAAAACAUCAGGCAAGACAACUAGGUAACGCUGUUAUGGAUCUUUUUGAUCCGAAUGAUCGUUCAAGUGUGCGGAAAUGCCGUGAUUUGAUUCAGAAGCAGUUUUUCGAUUCAUUUUCCGAGAGCUGUAAAGUUUAUGAACAAGGUGAAUCUCAAGUCUUAACUAAUGUUUAUGGUAUUGGUAAUUGCCAUAUAGAUACAGCUUGGCUAUGGCCGUUCGCGGAAACAAGAAGGAAGAUUGUGAGGUCAUGGUCUUCUCAAUGUACUUUAAUGGAUCGCUUCCCGGAGUACAAAUUUGUUGCUUCACAAGCUCAACAAUUUAAGUGGUUAUUGGAGGAUCAUCCUGAGUUCUUCAAGAAAGUACUAAUUCCCAAGAUUCAGCAAUCCCAAUUUUUUGCAGUUGGAGGAACAUGGGUUGAGAACGACACUAAUAUUCCCUCAGGAGAAUCAUUGGCCAGACAGUUUUUUUUCGGACAAAGAUUCUUCUUAAAGCAUUUUGGUAUCAAGUCGAAGAUUUUUUGGCUACCUGACACGUUUGGUUACUCUUCACAAAUGCCACAGCUUUGUCGCUUAUCUGGAAUUGACAAGUUUUUGACUCAAAAACUUUCUUGGAAUAACAUCAACAGUUUCCCACAUAGCACGUUCAACUGGGCGGGUAUUGAUGGGUCCCAAGUACUAACACACAUGCCUCCUGGUAAUACUUAUACUGCCGACUCUCACUUUGGAGACGUCUUGCGCACCGCUAAGCAGAAUAAAACGCCUGAAUGUUACGGAUCCGGUUUGAUGUUAUACGGGAAAGGUGACGGUGGUGGUGGGCCAACUGAGGAGAUGCUACAAAAGAUGAGGCGCAUAAGGUCUAUGAACAACAGAAAUGGCAAUGUUAUCCCGAAAUUACAAGUUGGCAUAACAGUUGAUGAGUUUUACGAUGAUAUUUUGAAAAGAACUAAUCAAGGCCAUGACUUACCCACUUGGAAUGGCGAAUUGUAUUUUGAAUUCCACAGAGGAACGUACACCAGUCAAGCCGAAACCAAGAAAUUCAUGAGGUUAUCUGAAAUUAAACUACAUGAUUUGGAAUGGAUAGCCGCCAAGACAUCUGUUUUAUAUCCCGAUUCAUAUGAGUACCCAUCGAAGGAAAUUAACAGUCUCUGGGAGAAUGUUCUAUUAUGUCAAUUUCACGAUGUUCUGCCAGGUUCUUGUAUUGAAAUGGUCUAUAAGUAUGAGGCCAUCCCUAUGUUGCAAAACGUUGUCAAAAAAUGCGCUUCAUUAAUAGACAAGACACUUCAAUUUCUUCAGAGCCAGAGUAAGGCUGACCUUGUUGAGAUGGGAACAUUGACUUGGUCAAAACCUGAAAGUAAUUCUAGGGAAUGCUCUUUAGAUGGAAGCUACACUUCUUCAGUAACCGGGUACGAUGACUAUAUAGUCCUUGCUAACGGGAAGUUGAAGAUUAUUAUCUGUAAAAAGAGCGGUGUGAUUACGAGUAUUACAGAUGAAACUUUGGGAGUAGAAUACCUGGAUACGAAACAUGGUAGGAACCAAUUGGGCGCUAAUCAGUUCGUCAUUUUUGAUGAUAAACCCCUGGGCUGGCAAGCUUGGGACACUGAGCUUUAUUCCGUGAAUCAAUAUAAGUAUAUUACCAAGCCAAAGAAGGUUCAGGUAUCCUGCAACACUAAAGAAAAGUGCGCUGUUGAGGUCAUCUUUCAAAUUUCCGAGAAAUGCAAGGUCAGAUCGAUAAUAUCACUUGAUGCAACUACAGCCAACGAGGCUAAGUUAAGUAAGGUUGACAUUACUACAACGGUAGAGAACUGGGAUGCUAGAAACAAGUUUUUAAAAGUUGAAUUUCCUGUCAAUAUUCGUAGCGAUUUCGCAUCGUAUGAAACUCAGUUCGGUAUUACCAGAAGACCAACCCAUUAUAAUACUUCAUGGGAUGUUGCAAAGUUUGAAGUUUGUCAUCAUAAAUUUGCUGAUUAUUCUGAAUACAGCAAAGGUGUUUCAAUUUUGAACGAUUGCAAGUAUGGCUUUUCCACGCACGGCAACUUGAUGAGGUUGUCAUUGUUGAGAUCUCCAAAGGCCCCAGAUGCUCAUGCUGAUAUGGGAACUCACGAGAUAAAAUAUGCUAUCUAUCCACAUAGGGGGGCACUAUCCAGCGACACUGUCAAGCUGGCCCAUGAAUUCAAUUACAAUUUUAGAUACAAACUCCCCAGGAAUAUUGGUCAAAGUUUUGAUGAUAUCAUAAGCAUUUCCGGCGAUGAUAAUGUCAUUUUGUCCAACAUAAAAAGAGGUGAAGAAGAUAGUGCUAUCAAGUCCAAUUAUUCUAUAAAACCAAAAGAUGAACAAAGCAUUGUGGUAAGAGUCUACGAAUCUCUUGGGGGGGAAUCUUUUGCUUCAUUAAAUACCACACUGAAUCUGAAGCGUAUUGAAAAAAUCGAUAAUUUGGAAAUGAAAGUUUAUAAGAGCUUGACAGCUACACGAGACGAAUCAGACCAUGCAAUCAAUAGGAUUCCUAUAAAGUUGAGACCUUUUGAGAUUGCUUCAUUCAGGUUGUAUUUCUGA
Molecule: messenger RNA, 3252 nt
Organism: Saccharomyces kudriavzevii IFO 1802
Lineage: Eukaryota; Fungi; Ascomycota; Saccharomycetes; Saccharomycetales; Saccharomycetaceae
Gene: AMS1
Product: alpha-mannosidase
Exons: 1
Coding region: 1-3252 (1083 amino acids)
Biological process (GO): oligosaccharide catabolic process; mannose metabolic process
Cellular component (GO): fungal-type vacuole membrane
Molecular function (GO): carbohydrate binding; alpha-mannosidase activity
Source: RefSeq, a predicted model, not a curated record